AUAACAGGUUUAUCUCUAUGAUUGCUAACGCUGGGACUCAGGUAAGUCGCGAUCGGUAUCAACCUUAGCCGCCGUCCGUAUCGUACGUUGUCGCCACCACUGCAACCAUGGGUCGUAUGCAUAGCCGCGGUAAGGGUAUUUCUUCUUCGGCUCUUCCUUAUAAAAGGACUCCUCCUAGCUGGCUCAAAACCUCUUCCCAGGAUGUGGAGGAAAACAUUUGCAAGUUUGCGAAGAAAGGGUUGACGCCCUCUCAGAUUGGUGUCAUUCUUCGGGACUCGCAUGGUAUUGCUCAGGUGAAGAGUGUGACUGGAAGCAAGAUUCUCAGGAUUCUCAAAGCUCAUGGGCUUGCACCCGAGAUUCCUGAGGAUCUGUAUCAUCUGAUAAAAAAGGCCGUUGCUAUCCGAAAGCACUUGGAAAGGAACCGGAAGGACAAGGACUCGAAGUUCCGGCUUAUUCUUGUGGAGAGCAGGAUCCAUCGUUUGGCUCGUUACUACAAGAGGACUAAGAAGCUUCCACCCGUUUGGAAAUAUGAGUCCACGACGGCCAGUACUCUUGUGGCUUAGGAAAAAUAUGGAGUGACUUCUCAAUGGCAAGUACUUUUGUGGCUUAGUAGCCUUUUAAUUUUCUCCAACAUGCAAUCAAACUAUGAGCUAUUUUUAAUUAUUCUUCAUGUUUUCAUCUCCAAUACUCCAACCAGCGUUAGUGUGGUUACUGUUUUGAAAGGUAAUUGCCCCGAAUGCUUCGUUAUGCUGGAUUUCACCAGAAUGCUUUUUACGUGAACAUUUUCUGCUAUUUGUGCACGCCUGUUUAUUUUAUUUUA
Messenger RNA from Dendrobium catenatum, 820 nucleotides. RefSeq names its product 40S ribosomal protein S13. The record is from RefSeq and is a predicted model, not a curated record. The coding region runs from base 108 to 563 and encodes 151 amino acids. Gene Ontology annotation, molecular function: structural constituent of ribosome; small ribosomal subunit rRNA binding. Gene Ontology annotation, biological process: translation. Gene Ontology annotation, cellular component: cytosolic small ribosomal subunit; ribosome; nucleolus. NCBI's taxonomy places the organism in Eukaryota, Viridiplantae, Streptophyta, Magnoliopsida, Asparagales, Orchidaceae. The transcript has 5 exons.